This is a messenger RNA of Sinocyclocheilus grahami, 1391 nucleotides long. RefSeq names its product rap guanine nucleotide exchange factor 5. The transcript has 11 exons. The record is from RefSeq and is a predicted model, not a curated record. NCBI's taxonomy places the organism in Eukaryota, Metazoa, Chordata, Actinopteri, Cypriniformes, Cyprinidae. Bases 243 to 1304 code for a protein of 353 amino acids. Gene Ontology annotation, biological process: intracellular signal transduction.
AGGUGCAGGUUUCAUAUAUAAGCAGAGGUCUGUCGAAUGUCCUCAUUUAGGCAGCGAGGUGUGUGUGUGUGUGUGUGUGUGUGUGUGAUCGCUGGGUGGAGCAGCAGUGUACGGCGGGUCUCGUCUCUCUUCUCUCUCGGUUGAGCGGCUCAUUGCGGCGGCUGGAGAUCCAUCGAGCGGCGGCGGCGGAACGUCUCCAGCGUCCGUGUGCGUGAAGCAGGUGGAGGUGGAGGAGGAGGAGGAUGAUGGAGGAAUCCGACAGCAUCCCGUGCACCGCGGAGGACGGACUCCUGUCGAGCUGGAGAUGGAACAGAACCGCCAGGGAUCAGGUCCAGAUCAAGCAGAAGAUCCGAGAUCUGCCCGGAUUGUUAAAGCACGGACUGAACCUGCGCAAAAAGAGCCAGUCACCUGACACCAUCCCAGGACCCAGCGCGGGCGUCACACCCAAACCCAAGACAUGUUCUCAGAGUUUUCCCUGCGCUGGACGUGCAUUGAGAAAUGCCUUUCUGUCUCAUGGACCGUAUCCAGCAAAAGACAAGAUCCACCUCGCCAGGAUUAUCAGGAGGAGUUAUGUCGGUGUGGAGCUGGUCCAGUGGCUCCUGGAGCAGUGUGUGUCGGUUCAGUGCAGGUUAAUGGCGUCUCGUGUCUGGCAGGUGCUGCUGGAGCUGGGAAUACUGCACUCAGUCGACCAGCGGCUGGUGUUUGAAGACUCCAACACAUAUUAUCAGUUCUCGUUCGAGGAGUGCGACGCUCAGGGCUGUGAGUUUCGCAACGAGGAGGAAUGGCAGAACGGCGUCCGUCUUCUGCUGCAGCUCGUCCCCUACGUCCAGUUCAGGGUCGUCAGCCCACCCGAGGAAGACCCAGACAGGAAGCGUGAUAUCUGCAGCGAGAUCCUGCAGAUGAAGGCUCUGGAGAGACUCACAUCCACGGUGCAGAAUGAACUUGCUGCUGCUCUCGCAAGAAAAGCCAAGAAGUCGAUGUCAGAAGAUGAAAGUUCAGAGGCAUCAGACGUUUCUCCACAAGAACCACCGAAGCCCACUGAAGACAAAAGCAAGCAGGCUGGCGUCUGUGCUCUCCGGGCUCCGGAUGACUUGGUCCAGCGGCUGGCCAAAGACGGCUAUCGCUUCCUCCAGAACCAGAACUACCGGCUCCCGGACCGCUCCGCUCAGGCGCAGGGCGAGAGCAUCGUGCGCGUCAGUCUGAAGGAGAGGGGUCAAGACGUACUGGUUCUCCAGAGAGUCCCAUCAGAUCCCGUGUCUCCACAAACGGCCGGAGUCAAAGACGAGGACGGAGAUAAGAGGUGAGGCCACGCCCCCUUGGCUAGCCCCUCCCCUUUAUUUACAUAUCCUUAAGCACCAUCCCUCCACCAAUCAGUCUCUCUCUCUUGAACA